Molecule: messenger RNA, 2325 nt
Organism: Cladophialophora psammophila CBS 110553
Lineage: Eukaryota; Fungi; Ascomycota; Eurotiomycetes; Chaetothyriales; Herpotrichiellaceae
Exons: 2
Coding region: 1-2325 (774 amino acids)
Cellular component (GO): ribonucleoprotein complex; nucleus; cytosol
Molecular function (GO): poly(A) binding; mRNA 3'-UTR binding; poly(U) RNA binding
Source: RefSeq, a predicted model, not a curated record
AUGUCUGCUGCAGACGUCUCCAAUGCUGCUCCGGCCGCUGGCCAGAACGGCACUCCCGACGCUCCUACCCAGAACGGCGCACCUGCCAUCGAUACCAAUGUUGCGCCAUCUGGUGCCUCGGGCGAUGAUGUCCCUACACCCUAUUCUGCGACUCCCAACACCGCGCAGCACUCCGCCUCGCUCUAUGUCGGCGAGCUCGAUCCCUCUGUCACCGAAGCCAUGCUUUUCGAGUUGUUUUCCUCUAUUGGCCAAGUUGCUUCCAUCCGUGUCUGCCGUGACGCCGUCACCCGCCGCUCCCUUGGGUAUGCCUACGUCAAUUACAACAAUACUGCUGACGGUGAGAGAGCUUUGGAAGAUUUGAACUACACUAGCAUCAAGGGCCGCCCGUGUCGUAUCAUGUGGUCUCAGCGCGAUCCCGCCCUCCGUAAGACUGGACAAGGUAAUGUCUUCAUCAAGAACUUGGAUGCCGCGAUCGACAACAAAGCGCUCCAUGAUACUUUCUCCCAAUUUGGCAACAUUCUCAGCUGCAAGGUCGCCCAAGAUGAGCUUGGAAACUCAAAGGGAUACGGCUUCGUCCACUACGAGACCGCCGAGGCUGCCAAUCAGGCGAUCAAAUCUGUCAACGGCAUGCUGUUGAACGACAAGAAAGUCUUCGUUGGCCACCACAUCGCAAAGAGAGAUCGCCAGAGCAAGUUCGAGGAAAUGAAGGCCAACUUCACCAAUGUCUACAUCAAGAACAUCGAUGAGUCGGUCACUGACGAAGAAUUCACCAAGCUGUUCGAGCCCUACGGCACCGUUGUCUCGGCCACCAUCACUCGCGACGAGAAUGGCAAGAGCCGUGGCUUCGGAUUUGUCAACUUUGGCAGCCACGAAUCCGCCGCCAAAGCUGUUGACGAGCUCAACGACAAGGAAUUUCACGGCAAGAACUUGUAUGUUGGACGCGCUCAGAAGAAACAUGAACGUGAGGAGGAGCUCCGCAAGCAGUAUGAAGCUGCACGCAUGGAGAAGGCUUCCAAGUAUCAAGGCGUCAACUUGUAUGUCAAGAAUUUGGCUGAUGAUGUGGACGACGACAAGCUUCGUGAUCUGUUCAGCGGCUAUGGAACCAUCACCUCCGCCAAGGUCAUGCGCGACACAGCUGAGCGUACCGCAUCCCCUGCUGCCGACAAGGACAAGGAGAACAAGAAGGAAGAUGCUGAGAAGGGUGAUGAUGAGCAGAAGACUGAGAGUGAAGGCAAGGAAGAGACCAGUGACGAGUCUAAAGAAGCCAAGAAAGAGGGCAAGCCUGGUCAGAAGAUGUUUGGCAAGAGCAAGGGCUUCGGCUUCGUCUGCUUCAGCAACCCGGAUGAGGCGUCCAAGGCAGUCUCUGAGAUGAACCAGAAGAUGGUCAACGGUAAACCGUUGUAUGUUGCGCUCGCUCAACGCAAGGAUGUUCGCAAAAGUCAGCUCGAGGCUAGUAUCCAAGCACGGAACACCCUUCGUCAGCAGCAACAGGCUGCGGCUGCUGGUAUGCCGCAAGGCUACAUCCAACCCACUGUUUUCUACGGGCCGGCUGGACAGCAAUUCCUCCCCCCCGGGGCGCAGCGUGGAGGUAUGCCCUUCCCUGGUCAACCUGGUAUGGUCAUUCCCGGUAUGCAAGGCGGCCGUGGACAAUUCCCUGGCGGUUUCCCACAACAAGGCCGUGGCAUGCCUCAAGGCCAACAGCUUCCUCCGAAUUUCGGUCUGCCUGGACAGAUGCCAUUUAUCCAGAAUCCUGCUCUGGUCAAUGGUAUGUACAAUAACCCUCAAGCCUUGGCCCAGAUGCAAGCUCAGAUGGGCCGUGGCGCCGGUGGUCGUGGUCAGAUGCAAGGCAUGCAGGGUAUGCCUCCGAACAUGCAGAGCAUGGCUGGCGUGCGUGGUGGUGGUUUCCCGCAGGGCGGUCGAGGUGGCAUGCAGAACAUGGCAGGCGCCCAAGCAGGCGCUCGGUUGCCUCCACAGGGUCGUGGACAGAUGAUGCCCGGCCGAGAAGAGGUACCUGCCAGUGGUCUAAGCAACCUUGCUUCUCUGCCCCCCAACCAACAGAAACAAAUGCUUGGUGAAGCGAUUUACCCAAAGAUCCAACAGAUUCAACCGGAGCUUGCUGGCAAGAUUACUGGGAUGCUUUUGGAAAUGGACAACUCCGAGUUGUUGGCAUUGAUUGACGAUGACAGUGCUCUUCGUGCCAAGGUGGAGGAAGCCCUUACUGUCUACGACGAGUACGUCAAAGGCCGUCAAACUACCGGUGAUGGUCCCAACGGCACGAAAGAGGAGGAUGGGUCCAAGGCUGAAGGCGGCGAAGCGACGGCUUAG